Molecule: messenger RNA, 2737 nt
Organism: Theobroma umbraticum
Lineage: Eukaryota; Viridiplantae; Streptophyta; Magnoliopsida; Malvales; Malvaceae
Source: RefSeq, a predicted model, not a curated record
AAUGACUCUGACAAAAAGACAUGUCUAUCGUGCACCCAGUGAACCUUUAAGCGUAAAUGACAGUAGCAGUGGAGCAGGUAUCCACUGCGGUCCCCGCACGUCUCCCGACUCUUCCCCUCACCAAUUUAAGCAAGUAGCUACUCUUCUUUGAUAGCCUGUGUCUUCGAUAUAUGUAUUUUUUUGUUUCCACGUUUCUCAAUCUCUCAUGGCUUCCUUUUCUUCUUCAUGGGCAUGCGGUGUUGUUCUUGCUUUGUUGCCUUCUUUCUUUUUUCUUGCGCUUGCUGCAAGCAAUGUUUAUAUUAUAUAUAUGGGAGAGAGACAUACUGAUCAGCCAAAUCUACUGGAGGAUUCUCAUCAUCAAAUUCUUUCAGACAUUCUUGGAAGCAAAGAAUCUGCCAAGGAAUCCAUUUUAUACAGCUACAAACAUGGGCUUUCAGGAUUUGCUGCAGUCCUCAGUCAGUCUCAAGCCAAGCUUAUUGCAGAUGUCCCUGGAGUUGUUCGUGUAGUUCCAAAUAGAAUUCUAAGUCUGCAUACCACUAGAAGCUGGGAUUUCCUGCAUGUAGAGCCUCAAAUUGUGGAUGGGAUUCUUUCAAAGAGCCAUUCAGGCAUUGGGACUAUCAUUGGUGUCAUGGAUACUGGUAUUUGGCCAGAGUCUGAAAGCUUCAAAGAUAAGGGCAUGGGAAAGGUUCCAUCUCGAUGGAAAGGGAUAUGCCAGGAAGGAGAAGGAUUUAACCGCUCCCACUGCAAUAGGAAAAUUAUUGGUGCUCGUUGGUAUCUUAAAGGAUAUGAAGCUGAAUUCGGAAAGCUUGAUCCAAAUGAUGGGGUUGAGUUCUUGUCUCCUCGAGAUGCUUCGGGCCAUGGUUGUCACACCUCAUCUACUGCAAGUGGUGCUCUAGUAGAAAAUGCAAACUUUAGGGGACUAGCCCAAGGAUUAGCCAGAGGAGGUGCUCCUUCAUCUUGGCUAGCUAUCUACAAAGUUUGUUGGGCUACUGGUGGCUGUAGCUCAGCUGACCUUCUUGCAGCAUUUGAUGAUGCAAUCUUUGAUGGUGUCAAUGUUCUUUCAGUAUCUUUGGGCUCACCUCCUCCACUUUCUACCUAUGUUGAUGACGCAUUGGCUAUUGGUUCCUUCCACGCUGUAGCAAGAGGAAUCUCUGUUGUAUGCUCUGCUGGCAACUCUGGUCCUUAUCCUCAAACUGUCAUUAAUACUGCUCCAUGGGUUAUAACUGUCGCUGCAAGCACCAUUGAUCGAGAUUUCCCUGCUGUGGUCACCAUGGGGAACAACCAAACUGUUGUGGGUCAGUCUUUUCACACAGGAAGGGAAGUAAACAAGUUUCAUCCUAUCGUGUAUGGAGCAGAUAUUGCAGCCACUGACGUAGAUGAAAACAGUGCUGGAAGUUGUGAUUUGGAAACUCUGAAUGCCACUUUAGCAAGAGGAAAAAUAGUUCUUUGUUUCCAAUCUCGGUCACAGAGGUCAGCUGUCAUUGCUUCAAGAUCUGUACUCAAGGUUAAGGGUGCUGGUGUUAUCUUUGCACAGUUUCCUACUAAGGAUGUUUCUUGUCCGUGGAGUUUUCCCUGUAUCCAAGUGGACUUUGCUGCUGGGACAUCUCUGCUGACAUACAUCGCGGCAAGCAGAAAUCCUGGAGUCAAGUUUAGCUUCUCAAAGACGGUUACAGGGCAACAGCUAGCCCCAGAAGUAGCGUAUUUCUCAUCACGAGGACCUAGUUCCCUUUCACCAUCCGUGUUGAAGGUAUUGGCAUUCUUUUUCUUAAGAGAAGUUACAAGGCCCUUUUUAUUAACAUGUCAGUGCAUUCUUCAGCCAGACAUUGCUGCUCCAGGAGUUGAUAUAUUGGCUUCCUGGUCCCCUGCUUCUUCCUCCAAGCCACUAGAUUCACCUCAAAACAAAGAAUCUCCAGUUAACUUUAAACUCGAUUCUGGAACCUCCAUGGCCUGUCCCCAUAUAUCUGGCAUUGUUGCUCUUCUCAAAGGUAUCCAUCCUACGUGGAGCCCUGCAGCAAUUAAGUCUGCACUAGUAACAACAGCUUCUGUGACGGAUGAAUAUGGCCAAAAUACUGUAGCUGAGGGAGCACCCCACAAGCAGGCUGACCCAUUUGACUAUGGGGGUGGUCAUGUUGAUCCAAACAAAGCUCUAUCUCCCGGUCUCAUAUAUGACAUGGAAAUCUCUGAUUAUGUCUGCUUCCUUUAUGCAAUGGGCUAUAACAGCACUGCCAUCAGCCUAAUGACUAGGGUUCGCACCCCAUGUCGCAAAUCAGCCAAGUUCCUCCUGAAUCUAAAUUUGCCUUCUAUCACUAUACCUGAGCUUAAGCAGCGGUUGACUGUCUCUAGAACAGUUACAAAUGUUGGUCCAAUAAAUUCUGUUUACUUUGCUCGUGUUCAAGCUCCCGCUGGCGCUCACGUAACCGUCAAGCCAUUGAUUUUGUCAUUCAAUUCCACAACAAAGAAGCUGAAGUUUAAGGUUACCAUCUGCUCGCAACUGAAAGUUCAAGGAAGAUACUCAUUUGGAAACCUGUACUGGGAAGAUGGUAUUCACGUAGUAAGGAUUCCGCUGACUGUUCGAAUUAUCAUUAACGAUUAUUUCUACACUGAAACAUGACCAUGACUGCUAUAGGUUUUGUAUCACUGAAUAAAUUUGAACUCAUAGCAUCAAUAAUUGUUCCUUGUCCGGUUGCUGUCAUCCUUCAAAAUGUACUUGAUCUGAUUCAAUGCACACAAAAGCAAA